Dermatophagoides pteronyssinus (European house dust mite) is the source of this 5520-nucleotide messenger RNA. RefSeq names its product PDZ domain-containing guanine nucleotide exchange factor (gene PDZ-GEF). The record is from RefSeq and is a predicted model, not a curated record. Gene Ontology annotation, biological process: Ras protein signal transduction. NCBI's taxonomy places the organism in Eukaryota, Metazoa, Arthropoda, Arachnida, Sarcoptiformes, Pyroglyphidae. Gene Ontology annotation, molecular function: protein binding; guanyl-nucleotide exchange factor activity. Gene Ontology annotation, cellular component: apical plasma membrane; plasma membrane.
AUUCAAUUGAUUGAAUGAGUAAAUAAGAACAAAAUCUGCAUUUUUUUCCUCCACUUUUUUGUUUGCUGUGCGAAAAUCUUGGAAAUCAAAUCGGCAAAACAAAAAUGUCUUCGAUAGAAAUGUGCCAUCAAUCUGGUUCGACAGCUUCGCCCGUUGAUAGUUCAAAUACCAAUCGCCAUCAUCAUCAUCAUCAACAUCAACAUAAUCAUUCCUCAUUCGACCUCGAAGGUCUUGAAGAGUCUCUGGUUGAUAACAACGAAGAUGAUGAUGAUGAUGAAGAUGAUAAUUUUUUAAUGAUGGAUACAAUGAUCAUUAAUAGUAAUCAUCAUCGUGGAAUGAAUGAUUCGUCAAUCAUUCAACCGCUAACAACGACGACAGCGACGAACGGACCCAUUACCGGAACGUAUUCACCCGGCAUAAUAUUCGAUCAUAAUUUAUAUCUUAUACGUGAAGCAUUAAUACGUGAUUCAAAUAGCCGUACUGAAGAUGAUAUCGAAAUUAUUGUUCGUUUUUUAUCAAUAAUCAAUUCAAAUCAUGAUCAUAUGACCCGUAGGCGAUUAGCACCACAUUUUGUUCUUGCCGAAAUUGAAGCUCGUGAUACUCGUGUAUUAACACAUGGUGAAAAAUUAGAUGCCUACUGUAUUGUUGCUGCUGGAUCAUUACGACAUGUACUUCCAUGUGAUGAUGAUGGCCUAAUAAUACAACAACAAGAUCUACAAGAAACUUCAGUCGAUGAUGACAAUUAUAUGGUGUCGAUGCCCAUGGCGUCAGCUACAUCUACCACAGAUACGACAAACAGUUAUUUACCUCAUCAUCAGCCAAAUAAUCCACAAGUUGAUUCAUCGAAUGUAGCACAAAUAACGACAACUGGAUCAUCGACAUCAAAUCCUAAUCAUCUCCAUCAUCAUAAUCAUCAUCACCAUCAUCAUCAUCAUCAUCAAAAUACUCGUUACCUUCAUGUUGGAGAUGAAUUUGGUGCGCAUCUCGAUGAUCGUGUUGUCUACGGAGAGAUAUUUACAAAUGAAGAUUUUGUCUGGGUUUUAUGCGUACCUCAUGUUAUCUUUGAUCAGAUAUGUGGUGAAAAGACAUUCAAAACGAUACGCGAUGAAGUAACUGGUAAUAUAAUUGAAAUGCGUACUAAUUGUCUGUUGCCACCGCCACCAUCAAUAUCGUCCAGUGUUGCUACUGGUAAUAAUCAACAACAACACCAAUUAACUGAUGAUAUCAAUUCACUUGGAUCGACAAAUUUGACGGCCAGUGAUCUAAGUUUAUCGCAACAAAGUGAUGCCAAUAAGUCAUCACAUUUAGAAUUAUUAACUACGGAAGAUUUUAUUACUGAUAUUGAUGUAACAGGUUCGGUUACAGCGGUGGUAAAAAGUUCAGCUCAUCCUUUAAGCAAUGCAGCCACACUACCACAGCAGCAACCUCCACCUACAACACCACCUGCACCACCGAAAAGUCUUUCCAAGCAACAACAAUCAUCGAAAACAACGAUCGUUGGCGAUACUACAAACGAACUAAUUCGUGCAACUAAAGAACGUCUUUACGAUCUUUUACUCAUGUCUGAUCCAAAUGAAACUUUUAUUGAAGAUUUUCUACUUACGUUUCGAAUUUGGUCAGAAAAAGAUUUGCAUCCAUCAAAAGAUUUUAAAAUUAUGGCCGAUCUGAUGCGACGAAUUUGUUCGUGUAUUCGUUCGAAUAAUCAACUUGUAGAAAAUUGUGUUCGAAUAGUAUUGAUAUGGCUUGUCAAUCAUUAUCAAGAUUUUCAAAAUGAAAAUCGAUAUCUAUUAGAAGAAUUUGAAAAUGCUUUAAAAGAAAAUUCUGUACAUAAAUCACAAUUACGACUUUUUUAUAUGCAUUUAUCGGCCAAAUCACUUGAACGACAAGUUACUGUUACGCGCAGUGAUCGUAAUGCGCCGUUAAUUUUCUCAUUGAUUGGUGGCUAUGAAUGUUCUGCUAGACUUUUUAUCGGUGAAAUAUUGCUCAAUAACAAUAAUAAUGCAAGUCCUAUUCAAUCUCCAUCAUCAUCUACAGCGACUACAGUAUCUAAUAUCGAUCUUAGACCAGGUGACCGUGUCAUAUCAAUCAAUGGUGUUGAUUGUCAUGUGAUGCCUAUUGCAAGAGCAUAUGAACUUUGUCGUUCAUCUACGCAUUUAUCAUUGCAAGUUAAAUAUGAUCCUCAUUUGUUCUAUGCAUUGAUCGAAGGACGUCAUGAAACGAAAAGACAAAUUGUCGAAACAUUUCCUUUAACAAAUCGAUUGUCAACAUCAACAACAACGUCUUCAUCAUCAUCUUCUACAUCUUCAGGAUUCGGUAGUUCAUCGUCAACUUCAUUGUCCAGUCUAAACUCGAAUCAAAACCCAUUGUUGACAACAAUGAAAGAUGUAAAGAAAGAAAAAGAAGGAUGGAAACUUAAAGUUCGAUCCCUUGUAUCAUCAACGACAAAUCAGUUAAUAUCAUCAACAACAAAUAUUUUACAUAAUAAUUCAUCAUCCACAACGAAUAACAAUAACAAUAUUAAUCAAUCGAAUCAUAAUCAAUCAACAAGUUUGUCCUCAAAUUCUAAUACUGGAAAUAGUAAUAGCAACGGUCCUUCUUCAGCAAUACAUCCUCGGAUAUUAUCUUAUGAGAUACCGGAAAUAAUAAAAAUAUAUUCAUUCGAGCAUAAUGAUUGCUGUUUUUUACCAAUACAUUCAUCUACAACUGUUCGAGAAUGUAUACAAUUAGCAUUACGACAAUUUAAAUAUUCAAACAAUUAUUCCAGUCGUGAUUUCGCUUUGUAUGAAUAUUCUGUCAUAUUUAACAAUAAUGGAAACAAUGCAAGUGGUUGUGCUGUUGGUGAUGAAAAUGCUGCUAUAAAUAAUAGUUCAACAGUUGUCAAACGAUUAAAUGAUGGAACGAAUGAUUUGGUCGCAAAUCUUAGCCUAAACUCUCGACUUUAUUUAAAACUUGUCUCACAGCCAAAAGAUUCUAGCCAUGUUGGUGAACCAAUGACCGAUUCAGAUAUUGCCAAAGAGAUUAUCAAAGAUUCAUCGAUCAAUUCCCUUUUAACUUUAAAAGGUUAUGCUAUUGCUCGUGAAUUGACUGCCCGUGAUUUUCGACUGUUUUGCAAGAUUGAAGCUCAACAAUUUGUAUAUGAUUUAGCAUUCAAUGAUCCGAAUUCAAGUAGUUCGAAUCAUAAAAAUAAUGGUGAGCCGAAUAUCAUUUUUGAUCGUACAAAUGAUCUGCAAGAAUUCGAACGAAAAACCAAUGAAGAAAUGUUCUGGACAAUCAAUCAGGUUCUUGGUGAAAAGCGAUCCAUAACAAAACGUGUCAAAGCUAUCAAACAAUUAAUUAGAAUAGCGACAUUAGCUAUGAAAUUGAAUAAUUACAAUACAUUGUUUGCUAUCCUUAGUGGUUUAAUGCAUUUAUCUAUAUCUCGUUUGAAAAGUUGUUGGGAUAAAGUACCAGCAAAACAUCUAAAACAAUUGCAAAAAUUACAACAACUUAUGGAUCCAUCUAGAAAUUUUUACAAUUUUCGUCAACAAUUGAUGCAAAAAUUACGUGACGAUAAAGGUGCAUCGAUAAUCAUUCCAUUUUUUCCUUUGGUCAAAAAAGAUCUAAGUUUCAUUUGGCUUGCCAAUCAAACUUAUAUCACUUCAGCGCCCGAACCACAAACACCAUCAUCACAGGAUUCGAAUAAGUCUAAUCAAGAAACACUAUUAGUGAAUUGGGAAAAAAUGCGUCUUUUAUCCGAAAAGAUUCGUGAAAUACAGAAAAUGGCUAAUACAACUUCUUUGGCUUUAGCUGCCAUUAAUGGGUUGAAUAGUUCGAAUACGGCAGCGUCAUCUGUAUCCAAUUUAGCACAGUCAACCAUUGCUACGAAUGAACCUAUAGAUCCAAAUCUACUAUUUCGAAUAUUUGCUGAUCAAUUAGCAUCACCGGAAAAUAAAUCAUCUUCUGAUCAUAAAAAACUAUGGGAAAAUCAACGUAUGACCAAGCGUGUUCAAUCAUUUCUCGACGAAAGUUUUUCAUCAAUUAGUUCGGAUGAACAUGAACUAAUGUCUCGAUCCUAUUCUUGCGAAUUACCUCAAACACCUACUUCAUCGAGUCAUGCGGCUACGACACGUUCUUCGAUUGCAUCGACAAUGUCAUCAAAUUCACAGCUAUCGCAUCCAUCGCCCACACCAUCAUCUGCUUCUUCAUCCUCAAAUUCAUUGUCAAUGAAUUCAGAUGGCACACCUCAUGGUCCAAAUAAUAAUCAUUCUCUUCUCUAUAGGCCACAUCGGCCUAAAUUUGGCCAAACAUCACCCAAACAACUGCGAAAAUUGUUAGCUCUUUCGGAUGGCGCUGUUAUUGUUCCUCAUAGCUCUAAUCAAACUGGAACUGGAGUCAGUGGACAAAAUAGUGGAAGUGUUGGCCAUCAUCAUCAUCAUAAUAAUAAUAAUCCAAGCACAGCAUCUAAUCACACCAACAAUGCUAGUCACAAUCCUCAUCUUCACCACCACCACCAUCAUCAUCAUCAUUCUCAACUUUCAAAUAAUUCAAUGUAUAAUAGCAGCGGUAACAAUACCAAUAGCCAAAGAAUAUCGAGCCAUCAUCAAUAUCAGCAUGGCUCUUCAUCUAAUCUAAUGGAUAAUAAUGGUGGUGGUAGUAAUAGUACACUAUCAUCAUCGACAUCAUCAAAUUAUUAUUAUGGGGGAUCUCAUCAUAAUCCUUAUAGUUCGACAACAUUAAUGAACAUGCAUCAACAUUAUGGAAACGGUCCGACCAAUUUUCAUGCUCCUCACACUUCGUCAUCGAUUUCAAAUACAAAGACAACACAUCCGAUGGCAAUGAUCAAUUCACCAUAUCCUAAUGGUAUGUGUUGCUCAACAGGAGGAACGGCACCCAUACCGUGUUGUAAUUCAGGAUCAUCAUCAUCAUCAUUGUAUCCAAAUCAACUAUACUGUCCAUGUUGCACUCCCCCACCAAAUAAUUUGAUGCGUCCUUCUAUGAUCAUGAUGAUGCCACCACCACAGACUUCCGGUCUAAUGCAUCCCACCUGUCCAUGUGUGAACAACAAUAGCAAUGGCACAACGCGACAAUCCAGUCGUGGUCGACAAUCGAAUUCACUACCUCCAAAACAAUCGUUACCUGUGGAAUCAUCAUCGGUAACAUCAUUACGACGAUUAGAUCAAUAUUCUAUGUCACGUGGACGUGGACCAUCGGGUAAUGUUUCGCAAUCUUCCAAUUCAUCUUCCACAAACAAACAAUCUGGUCGACGGCCACAAUGUCCAGAUUAUGAUACAACAAUGCAAAGAAUUUGCGGUGGCAGCAGUUCAUUGGUAACUAUAAAUGGAUCAUUGGUUGGACCGAAUGGACCUAAUAGUUCACAAACCUCUAAAUCCACUGGUUCACAACCAACCGUUGCAACGGUCAAACAUCAUCGUCAGGCUAGCCAUCAUCGUGAGGACAUAGUUUGACAAAAACAUAUUUUUCAAACAAAAUAGCUAUACCAAAAAAAAAAAAAAAUUGUCCAAAAUUCUAUUAAUUAUUGCA